Messenger RNA from Cotesia congregata, 936 nucleotides. Lineage: Eukaryota; Metazoa; Arthropoda; Insecta; Hymenoptera; Braconidae. The record is from the annotation of a GenBank genome assembly.
AUGUGCGAAAGUUUUAUUCGUCUGAAAGAUAAAGAAAGACUGAAAACUGUCCAUGGUGAUUCUCAAGUUUAUGGCCCAAAUACUCCGAUCUAUCAUAUAGAACCAGAUCGUACUGGAAAAUACAUUACAGUCAGAAGGCAAGAUAAUGUUCUUACAAGUCACGGAUCUAAGUAUUCAAAGGGCGAUGCAUUGCAGCCAAAAAUGCUGCUAGUUUAUGACUAUUGGGAUUUUAUCACAUAUGGUCAAGAAAAAUGUAUUGAAAAGGCGAAGAAAACCGUAAAGUUCAUCAACUCAUACUAUGAAGAAUUAAAGUCAAAUCCAAAAAUUGAAGUAGUGUUGACAGGAAUUGCUUUUAUAACGGAACGACAAGUUUAUACAAGACCGUCUGUUUUUCAAGUUACAGAAGCAGAUUUUUUGAAAAGUCAUUUAUUGACCGAGAAAUACAUAAUCGACGAUCAACUUCAAACUGGAGAUUGGCGUGAUUUUUCUCUAGCUAGUAAGGAAGUACAAAGAUUUUCAGAGUGGUUGAGUAAUAAUAAAGACCAGUUCGAACGCUUGAAUUACGAUUUCUUCCUUUACUCCUUUCCAUGGUACAUGGCUGAUGACGCGACACCAGAUUUACAAAAACACUUGGUUAUGAGCUUGUCUGAACGAAAACUUUGCAGUGCAAACCCAGGUCUUCUGGUCAACAAUUUGAUUGGUGACGAACACCCAGCGUACCCUGUAGAGAUUUCUUAUCUAUUGGGAACUACUCAUCCUCUGGACAGACAUGAUAGCCACUAUUUUACUUCAAAUUUCGAAUUCUUUGAUGAUGUAAAAGAAAAAUGGCAGCAACGCACGAUUAGCGUUAUUUCCAAUAAUUCAGGAAAUAAUGCUUACUUUUGCAUAAAAGACACUACUCCGGAUUACGAUGAAUAUGAAGAUAAUAACGAAUAG